GUGUCAUUUGCCUUGUUGUCAUUCUUAGUUGCUCUCAAACAUCAGAAAAAGAAGCAGUGGCCGUUUUUCACACAUCCUCCUGACCAAGCAGAUACAAUGGAAAAACAUCAGGGACCUCCUCCAGAACCAGCACCGCCGUACCCUGGUCCUCCUGGAAAUUACAACAUGGGAGUCUACCAAGCUCAGCCUACCAUCCAGCCCAUUCAACAACCCGCUUACCAGUACAGCCAACAACAUGCACAUGUGCAUUCUGUGAACCCAGUGGUGGUAGUGCAGCAGCUGCCAACUGAUUGUCCUGGACAGAUGAUUUGUCCUCACUGCCAAAGCACAGUUGUUACUAAAACCAAGCACAAAAAUGGCAUGCUCACCUGGCUGAUCUGUGGUGUGCUAGGACUCUUUUUGUGCUGGUUUUGCUGUUUCAUCCCCUUCUGUGUAGAUGCCACCAAGGAUGUGGAGCAUUCCUGCCCCACCUGUAACAAUGUCCUGCACAUUCAUAAACGCAUGUGAAACAGCACUGCAGUGUCAACUCUGCUGAAGUGACAACAAAAGAUCAAGGUCAAAGUCAACACCCAACCGAAUAAACACCUGAACAGGAGCCAAACCUAUAUGCAAACAUUAUGCAAUCAUGACCUCUGUGCUUACUUGUGUAAAAUACAGGUUGUGCCUGCAUGACUCUGUACAUAAGAGCUGUGAUUCCCUCUUUUCUGCUGAUUUCAAAUGUGCAGUCGUGUUGUAAAUAAUAUCAUGUAAAGAAAUAUUUUCAGAUUUUCUCUUGACUUGACUUGGGUGAUGUUGUAUUAAUAUAAUAUACCUCACUGUUAAAUAUAAGCAACAAUGUAGGAUGGUAAAUAUGCCAUGACAUAUUUUCUGAAAUUAAGUCUCUCCAGUGGAUUCUUCUGGUGUUUUUUUUUUCAACCUCAGAAAUCAAAUCAGCUAGCUUUCUAUUUGAAUCUUAAGUUACAAUUACAUUGAGGUAAUAUUUAUUAUAUGAUGAAUGUUUUUAUUCAUUUUAAUUUUAGUUCUUUCUUUUAUUUAUUGAAGAAUAUCUAUUUUAAAAUGAACAAAAUCACUCAAUUUUUUGACCAUGAGUCAAAAGUCUUCAAAAAAAGUUUUCUGCAUAUUCCAGUCUUUUACCAUGAUAUGAAAUUAUUCAGAUUUAAUUAACUGUCAUAGGAUGAUCAUCUUAAUUAGGUUACGUUUAUUGAAUAAACUCAUUCUGUCAAUAA
Molecule: messenger RNA, 1226 nt
Organism: Plectropomus leopardus (leopard coralgrouper)
Lineage: Eukaryota; Metazoa; Chordata; Actinopteri; Perciformes; Serranidae
Product: LITAF domain-containing protein-like
Cellular component (GO): cytoplasmic side of late endosome membrane; cytoplasmic side of lysosomal membrane; nucleus
Molecular function (GO): zinc ion binding
Source: RefSeq, a predicted model, not a curated record